Messenger RNA from Magallana angulata, 922 nucleotides. RefSeq lists its product as uncharacterized. The coding region runs from base 90 to 434 and encodes 114 amino acids. The transcript is spliced from 6 exons. NCBI's taxonomy places the organism in Eukaryota, Metazoa, Mollusca, Bivalvia, Ostreida, Ostreidae. The record is from RefSeq and is a predicted model, not a curated record.
UUAUCAGAAUAAGACGUAAGGAUUCUCUAGCCUAAGUUUAUCUAUCAGUAAUUGUUUGACACUUGACACAGAAGCCAACUUUCCCAAUCAUGAAGGUUCUAGUUCUUUCACUUCUGGUGGGUGUCUGUAUCGGUGGACUUGUGGAACGCAGCAUUCUUGAUGUUUUGAAACAACUCCAUCUGCAGACAUUUCUAACAACAUUAUCUGUGGACCAGCAGUUAUUACUAGUAGAUUUGGUUUCACACGCUGAUGCCGGGAAUUUGACGAGUUUCAUUGACACCAUUGGAUACUCAAGAAUACUUGACAUAUUGAUUUCACUAAGCACUAGCGAUGAGCAUACCCUGAAGACCUAUAUCAUGCAACGAUUAACACUAGAAGCUCAGGGUCCUAUUAAUGCACAUCACGGUGUAGCGACGGGACACGGAAACAAAUGAGUAAGCAAUUACAAUGAUUAGUGACUGGACGACUUUUGAAAUAUUGCAGCAACCCAUACAUCAGAUGUUAUAUGUUUGUUUUACGUAGAGAAAUGUUUCGUAAUCCCAAAAACUAUUUGCAGUGUUGUUAUCAAUUAAUUUAUCUCUUCAUGUAAACUGCCAGCUCACUCCUUAACCACGGGGUAUAAGAUAAAAAUCAAGUCAACUAUGUGGUUAAUGUUGGGUAUUCCUAAGUUGCACAUCUUUGUAAACACGCAUUUAAUGAAAAUACAAUCUAUAGAGAAUACUUUAGCGACAGUGUGAAAACAAAUGGGGGUGAGGAAGUAUUGCGAUUCCAAAGAGUUACAAACGGUGAAUACCAAAUAAAUCAUUGAAGGAAUUAAUGUUGAAUCAAAAUGAUGAAUCCAGCUAAUAUAGUUUGUUUGGUUAUAUGUAAACAAAUCUCAUGUCCUGCAUUAACCCAAACUCAAAUUAAAAUAUGCUUUGGU